Molecule: messenger RNA, 770 nt
Organism: Arachis ipaensis
Lineage: Eukaryota; Viridiplantae; Streptophyta; Magnoliopsida; Fabales; Fabaceae
Source: RefSeq, a predicted model, not a curated record
AUGUCAGAUGGCAGCUUCAACACGUGGGGGAGUGCUGACUCAGCACGUGGGAGGCGUGUUGACGACGUGUCGCUCUCUUAUUUGAUGGCGAUGCAAUACACAACACCACUGUCGAUUUUUAUUGCUGAAAACAUCACCCCACGCCCACUUCCCGCCUCCAAGUUCAGAAACACAAUUUUAUCCCAAAUUCCUCAUCAACCCUCAUUUUACCCCAAAUUCACCAACCCUCAUUCUCCACUGCCGGCGUCACGGUUGCGCCGCCGUCACGCUCUAUUGUUGCCGUGUCGUUAUCGCUCCCCACUUCGCUCCUCUUGCUCGCGCCGCCUGUCGCUCCGCUGCUGCCGCGCCGUCGGUGCUCAUUUUCUCUGUUGCCGCCGUCGCUCCUCCUACCUUGGUCCUUCUCCGCUCUCUCUUAAUCAAGCUCACAAGAAGCAGGUAUCAUUUCUGACUGUUACUGAACUCUUUACUGGUGUUAUUCCUUAUUUCGGUGUUCCGCUUAGCGUGGAUUUGUUGCUUUUUUCUCCAAAGCCUGAUAUGCUUUUAGAGGGGAAGGUUGUUAAGCUUUCACAAGAGUCCAUUCAUGUUGUUGUGCUUGGAUUUUCUUCUGCGAUUGUAAUCGAGAAAGACAUUAGGGAAGAAUUCGUGUACAAAACUAAACAUGAGCAAGAUGUGUAUGCAAGCAAAUCUCACAAGAGACAUGUUAUCAAAGUUGGAACUAUGAUACGGUUUUCAGUCAAGAGCUAACAUGCUGUUAAUUCAUUUCAAAUGUG